GGGGCCCGGAGCUGAGCGCGCGUGCGCGGAGGCCUCCAGGACCCAUCCCACAGGCACAGGCCAUGGGCGCUUGGGGGCCGCCCCGCGCCCGCCCCCUGCUGGGCGUCUGCGCCCUCCUCGCCCUGGCCGCCGCCGCCCUCCUGGGGCACGUCCUGCUCCACCAGUUGGCAGUGGUUCCCCGAGGGCUGUGUGGCUGCUCCCAGGUGCCCGAGGAGACGCCCCGAGCUUGCCAGCAGGGAGCCCACAGCCCGAGGCCCCAGCCCCGCCCGGGAGCAGCACCCACACAGUGCGACGUGCCCCCCAACAACCGCUUCGACUGCGCCCCGGACAAGGCCAUCACCCAGGAGCAGUGCGAGGCCCGGGGCUGCUGCUACGCGCCCGUGGGGCGGCCCGGGGGCUCCCGGAUGGGGCCGCCCUGGUGCUUCUUCCCGCCCAGCUACCCGAGCUACCGGCUGGGGAACCUGACCGCCACGGACACGGGCUACACCGCCAGCCUGACCCGCGCCGCCCCGACCUUCUUCCCCAAGGACAUCCUCACCCUGCGGCUGGACGUGCUGCUGGAGACGGAGAGCCGGCUGCACUUCACGAUCAGAGAUCCCGCCAGCAGGCGCUACGAGGUGCCCUUGCAGACCCCGCGUGUCCGCGGCCGGGCGCCGUCCACGCUCUACAACGUGGAGUUCUCCGAGGAGCCCUUUGGGGUGGUUGUGCGGCGGCGGCGGGACGGCCGGGUGCUGCUGGACACGGCCGUGGCGCCCCUGUUCUUUGCCGACCAGUUCCUGCAGCUGUCCACCUCGCUGCCGUCCCAGCACGUCACCGGCCUCGCCGAGCACCUGGGGCCCCUCCUGCUCAACACCAACUGGACCAAGGUCACCCUCUGGAACCGGGACAUCGCGCCCGUGCCCGACGUGAACCUGUACGGGUCGCACCCUUUCUACCUGGCGCUGGAGGACGGCGGGCUGGCCCACGGGGUCUUCCUGCUGAACAGCAACGCCAUGGACGUGGUCCUGCAGCCCAGCCCGGCCCUCAGCUGGAGGUCGACAGGCGGGAUCCUGGACGUGUACGUCUUCCUGGGCCCGGAGCCCAAGAGCGUGGUGCAGCAGUACCUGGAGGUCAUAGGCCGCCCCUUCAUGCCGCCGUACUGGGCCCUGGGCUUCCACCUCUGCCGCUGGGGCUACCCGUCCACCGCCGUCACCCGCCAGGUGGUGGAGAACAUGACCCGGGCCCACUUCCCCCUGGACGUCCAGUGGAACGACCUGGACUACAUGGACGCCCGGAGGGACUUCACGUUCAACAAGGACGGCUUCGGGGACUUCCCGGCCAUGGUGCGCGAGCUGCACCAGGGCGGCCGGCGCUACGUCAUGAUCGUGGAUCCCGCCAUCAGCAGCUCCGGCCCCGCGGGGAGCUACCGGCCCUACGACGAGGGGCUGCGGCGGGGGGUUUUCAUCACCAAUGAGACCGGGCAGCCCCUGAUCGGGAAGGUGUGGCCAGGGCCCAGCGCCUUCCCCGACUUCACCAACCCCGAGGCCCUGGACUGGUGGCAGGACAUGGUGGCUGAGUUCCACGCCCAGGUGCCCUUCGACGGCAUGUGGAUUGACAUGAACGAGCCGUCCAGCUUCGUGAAGGGCUCCGUGGACGGCUGCCCCGACGACGACCUGGAGAGCCCGCCCUACGUGCCAGGGGUGGUGGGCGGGUCCCUCCGGGCAGCCACCAUCUGUGCCUCCAGCCGCCAGUUUCUCUCCACGCACUACAACCUGCACAACCUGUACGGCCUGACCGAGGCCUGGGCCUCCCACAGGGCCCUGGUGAAGGUUCGGGGGACACGCCCCUUCGUCAUCUCCCGCUCCACCUUCGCCGGCCACGGCCAGUACGCCGGCCACUGGACAGGGGACGUGAGGAGCAGCUGGGAGCAGCUGUCCUCGUCGGUGCCGGAAACCCUGCUCUUCAACCUGCUGGGGGUGCCCCUGGUGGGGGCGGACGUCUGCGGCUUCCUGGGCGACACGUCGGAGGAGCUGUGCGUGCGCUGGACCCAGCUGGGCGCCUUCUACCCCUUCAUGCGGAACCACAACGACCUGCACAGCCUGCCGCAGGAGCCGUACCGGUUCAGCGAGACGGCGCAGCAGGCCAUGCGGAAGGCUCUGGGCCUGCGCUACGCGCUGCUGCCCCACCUCUACACGCUCUUCCAUGGCGCCCACGCCCGCGGCGACACCGUGGCCCGGCCCCUCUUCCUGGAGUUCCCCGAGGACCCCCGCACCUGGCCGGUGGACCGCCAGCUCCUGUGGGGAGAGGCCUUGCUCAUCACGCCGGUGCUCGAGGCUGGGCACGUGGAAGUGACUGGCUACUUCCCCGCCGGCACGUGGUACGACCUGCAGACGGUGCCAGUCGAGGCCCUUGGCAGCCUCCCGCCUCCACCGCCGGCACCCCUCAAGCCUGCCAUCCACAGCGAGGGCCAGUGGGUGACGCUGCCCGCCCCCCUAGACACCAUCAACCUCCACCUCCGGGCUGGACACAUCGUCCCCCUGCAGGGCCCUGGCCUCACGACCACCGAGUCCCGCAAGCAGCCCAUGGCGCUGGCCGUGGCCCUGACCUCGAGCGGGGAGGCCCGCGGGGAGCUCUUCUGGGAUGACGGGGAGAGCCUGGGGGUGCUGGAGCGCGGGGCCUACACACAGCUCGUCUUCCUGGCCAGGAAUAACACCGUCGUGAACGACCUGGUGCACGUGAGCGGCGAGGGGGCCGCCCUGCAGCUGAGGAGGGUGACCGUCCUGGGGGUGGCCUCCGCCCCCCAGCAGGUCCUGGCCAAUGGGGUUCCUGUCUCCAACUUCACCUACAGCCCCGACACCCAGACCCUGGACCUCCCCGUCUCGCUGACGAUGGGACAGCAGUUUCUCAUCAGCUGGUCCUGACUGGGGCCAAGGGCGCGUCAGGCCUCGAGUUCCCAGCGGCCCUGGCGUUCACCCAGGUGGCUGGGCGCUGACCUCCCUCCAACACCCAGAUCUGCUCACCUGUCUACCUCCUGUGCUGGGCCCUGGCCAGUGGCACCUGCAUCCCCGUUUCCUGGCCCAGCUCCCACGUCUGCCAGUGUCCUGGCGUUGCCUGGGUUCGGAGCGUUUCACUGGAGCCUUGCUCUCCGUAGCCCGUCACUGGGAUGCGUGGAACGUCGGCCACCCCCAGCUGCCUGCCCCGGCGGCAGGGAAAGUGGCGCGUGGGGGCCCCAUGGUACCUGUGCCCCGAGUUACGCCCUGACAGGCCGGAGCUGGGGGGCCGCCUGCUGGGACCUCGGGAGACUGACUGGGAAAGCUUUCGUUUUAAGUGCAAUUAUUUGUUUGUAAUAAAGCGGCAUCCGGGCAA
Eptesicus fuscus (big brown bat) is the source of this 3345-nucleotide messenger RNA. It is a transcript of the gene GAA, whose product is annotated as alpha glucosidase. Gene Ontology annotation, cellular component: lysosomal membrane. Lineage: Eukaryota; Metazoa; Chordata; Mammalia; Chiroptera; Vespertilionidae. Bases 63 to 2900 code for a protein of 945 amino acids. The transcript is spliced from 20 exons. The record is from RefSeq and is a predicted model, not a curated record. Gene Ontology annotation, biological process: lysosome organization; glycogen catabolic process. Gene Ontology annotation, molecular function: alpha-1,4-glucosidase activity; carbohydrate binding.